UCUUUCUUCCUUUCAUCCCUCCCACCCUUCGUUCUUUCUUUCUCUUGGGAAAAAGGAGAAAAGAGACCAGUAGCCACGUUCUUGCCUCUCAGGAUUCUCCAAUCCAAUUGUGGACCGUGUGCCCUGGGCGGUGGGGGUGGGGAGGGAGAGGGAGCCAGACGAGCACACCCUUCCACGUUGACCCCCAGUUCCGCAGUGGAUGCCUCUUCCCUUUAAAAGUCACUGUGCUCCCUUCUCACAGACACGUCGGCCACCCUUGCCUGUAGUUAAAAGAGGCUUCCCUCUUCUCUCGGUGAUAAAUUUUACUCCAAAGAAAAUCUCUUGCCCAGCCCCGGGGUCCCUGUUGUUCAUAGGCUGGGAGCCAGGACCCUGGCUUGGGCUCCUUUCACCGAGCCCUCCUUGCCAGUAGUUUUCUGCACAGCUGGUGGAUACUCGGUAUCCUUUACCAACUGACUGGCUCUUUUCCUCCGCUUUGGGUGUUAAGUGUGGUCCCUGGUCUCUGAUAAAGUAGGGCAGAGCCUCCUUAAUUUUUGUCCCAGGGUCCUGGUGACCCCUUAACUUUCUUACAUUCCCCGCCCCCCCAUCUCCCACCAUGGGCCGAAAGAAGAAGACUUUGCAUGACUAUGCGGCUGAGUUCAGUUCACAGACCUGGGGGUAAAACGGCACCUGACCGAACACAGUGAGUCCGGAGUCCCCUCUGUGGUGGAGACUCUGUACUGCAAAUCCUGUGAGCUGCCCAUGAGGGUGCGGAGGGACCGUAUCCUGGAGCACCUGUCCUCUGGCAGGCAUUAUAGGAACCGCCGCCUCCUUAAGCAGCAUGGAGGCCAAACCCCUACCUUUAUAUCAGCAGCCUCAGACCUGAGUAACCACCUCCCUAUACAACUUGAUCCUCCUCCAACCUUGCUUUCUCAGCCUCCCUACGUUUUCCCAGGGGUUCCCUGCCUCACCAACACCAGUGCCAGCGUGGCGCCUUCGCCUCUUUCCUACCCCAAAGCUUUGCUCCCUGCCCACCUCAGUGCCAUCAGCUCUACAGCCAGUGCCGUGCCUGUCAGAGAAGACCGAACUCCAUCUACCUCCACCAGCCACCCUUCUGCAUUCACGACUCUUCGCAUGAGAAGCCCUGCUGGCCCCUCACAACAGAACAACCAAAGGCUUGUGUCAGAAGCCUCCAACAGUGUGGUUUCUGGAAGCGGAGUGGCCUGGCUUCCUAGUGAUGGGGCUUUGGGGAGCAGCCUUGGCCUUGCUCUCUUUGGUGUGGGCCAUGGGAGCAAGGCAUUGUUUCAGAGCUUAGUGGAAGAAGACAGCUGCUGCUUGCUCUAUGUUGUUGAAAAUCAGCUGUCAGGGGUCGAGCAGGCCUUCAGAUCAGACCGUUUGGUGAACACCCGCGUGCUUCGGGAACAAGAUGCUGACUUGUACUUAACGAUCAGCGGCAAAGGUGUGUUUUGUGAGAAACUCCCUAGUUUGGAUAGACAGAUUGCUGAGAUGUGUUUCGAUGAAGCUAACAGAUGUGGGAAACCAUUAGUCUGUGGAUUCUACAAGCGUUUUGAUCCAGCUUUACAAUUCUUGUACCAGAAAGUCCGUGAGAGCCACGCGCUAGGGAGAAUACAUCGGAUAGCUGUGGUUAGCAGCCUCUAUCCGGCAGCUUCUCUCAGUUUACUAAGGAAGUCAGGUGGGAUCUUUUAUAAUGCUGCUGUGCACUACGUGGACAUCGUCAGUCUCUUGUUGGGAGAGAGCGUUCCAGACACAGUCUUUUCUUUGGGUCAUGCGUUCUGCUCAGAUGUGGCCUCUUUGAAAGAUGCAGACAGUGUCAUGAUCAGCAUGGAGUUUCCUAGUGGGGCCAUUGUGAGUCUGUAUAUCAGUCAACACUGCACCAGAAGCUGUGACCUGAGAGCGGAGUGUUUCCCCCAGGUUCAUGGUUCUCAAGGCACUUUACGGAUCAAUAAUCAGAAUCCCUUGGGGAUUACUGAGCAAGGCACCUCCGUGUCCAUAUACUCAGACACACAUGCCGAUCGAUGCCAAGAAGCAUACAGAGGACUCUUUCGACACUUUCUCAGAACCCUUAAAGGAAAAGAACCCCCAACUGUCCCCAAAGAACAGUUUCUCUGGACCCUUCAGGUGGCUGCAGCAGCUGAGCAGUCCUGGCGGAAUGGAUCAUCUGUCGACCUAAGCAAUGAAGGACAAGAUCCAAAUGCAGUAUCGGUUAUCAAGAUGGAAAUGCUGUGAAGAGGGAACUACUUACUGAAGAAGACAACCUUUUACCUAUUUACAUUUUCAUUAAUUUAAAAAAAUUAAUUGCAGUUUUUCGUGACUUUAUUUUCACUGGAAACCAUGAGCUGGGACCUUUGGGGAAAUGUGUGUAUAUGGUAAUGGUGUAGCAAGUAAUUUUCUUAGGAUGUUAUGUUAGGCCCAGAAAUGAAGCUUGGAGGGCGUCAUUCUGUCAGUGUGUAUUUUUCCUUGUGUUCGAAGGAGGCAUUUAGGUGAGAAAGGCUGACAUUUUGUUUUUAAAGAACCCGUCAACACAUAUGCAUCAUCCAUCCAGCCAUUUACCUUCCACCCUGUGGCAACAAAACAUGCUUCUAUGAAAAUAGGUUUGUUGCCCCUGUGUGGCUAUGUGGUCUGUUUCAGGGGUGAGGGCGGGGAGGA
Phascolarctos cinereus (koala) is the source of this 2643-nucleotide messenger RNA. The record is from RefSeq and is a predicted model, not a curated record. Lineage: Eukaryota; Metazoa; Chordata; Mammalia; Diprotodontia; Phascolarctidae.